Messenger RNA from Prorocentrum cordatum, 942 nucleotides. The record is from the annotation of a GenBank genome assembly. Lineage: Eukaryota; Dinophyceae; Prorocentrales; Prorocentraceae.
GGGGAGACGGUCGUGGGGGUCUCAACGCCAGUGGCUUUCCUCCGGGACCCGGGCGCGCACGCGCAGAGGGUCGUCUUCAACCAGGUCGCCCGCAAUGCGGCCGAGCUGCCCUUGGGCGGCUUCUCCAAGCUGACCCCGAGCGCCGCCGUGCUGGUGGACCUGCAGGUGCCCGCAGGCCACGUCCUGCGCGCGUGGGCCGACGACCUUCAGGACUCCUACUCGGCCUUCGACUUUGCCGAUGAGAUGGCUCGCACCAACGACGUCGCCCUCCCGCUCUCUCCGAGGCUCUACGAGGGCUUCGCCGCGCUGGACCGCCUGCGGAGCCGCUGCCCUCGUAAGGGCCGCGAUCUCCUUGAGAAGGUGGCCCACUGCCAUGGGGCCGCCUUGGGGCGCGUCGUGCCGGGCGACCACUUCGGCCUGGCCGUCGACGCGCCUGGCUCGCAGACGGCCCGGCACGCGACCAGGAAGUCCCCCGCCCGCGCGCGGGAGGGCUAUGCCGACGCCGGCCUGAAGGUUCGCUCGGGCAGGGAGGUGAUGGAUGCAGCCGAGGCGACGGUCAUCGGGGCGGAGCUUCUCGGACACGGCCUGCUCGUUGGCGCCUCCCGCGCGGGCGGGCUGGCGCUGGAGGUCGACCAGCAGAGGAGCCCGCGUGGAGUGUUCGAGCUGCGCGGCGCCGCCUGCAACGAGUGCGCCCUGUCCGCCGUCCUGCUGCCGCUGAUGGCAUCGGACCUCCCCGCGGGGGCGUUCGACCCGGCGGUUUUGCUCAUCGAGUACUUCGACGUGCUGGAGCUCUGCUAUGGGGAGGAGGCCCGGCUCGCGGGUUAGUUCGCGGGCCGGGGCCUUCGCGCGGGCCCGGGAAUCGACGUCGAGCGCCGCGAAUAUUAGGACCUGGCCGACUCGCGUCUUGCGGAGCGGGUCGUCUGGCUGAUCUGGCGGAGGCGC